Messenger RNA from Cataglyphis hispanica, 2586 nucleotides. RefSeq names its product copper homeostasis protein cutC homolog. The transcript is spliced from 2 exons. Gene Ontology annotation, molecular function: copper ion binding. Lineage: Eukaryota; Metazoa; Arthropoda; Insecta; Hymenoptera; Formicidae. The coding region runs from base 638 to 1378 and encodes 246 amino acids. The record is from RefSeq and is a predicted model, not a curated record.
CAUAGAAUAAUAAUGGAAUUUUUAUUAGCUCAUUUAAUUCUCAAAUAGAAUAAUUGCAGGAGAAUAAUUGAAAGAGAAGAAGUUUAUCAAGCUUAGAUUAUUCAAUAAAUUUUUAACUGUUACUACAGUGAAUAUUGGAAGUCAUCUUUGCAUUCUAUUAUUAUCAUAUAUUUAUAUUAUUGAACUACCAAGUGAGUUGAUGCCGUUAUCAGACUGUUCGACGUACAGGCAUUCGUCAACGAAAGAUAGCGUUAUCAUUACAAUAUACACGGCAUUCCUCUUGACAAAAUACAGAUGGCGAGACUCGCGUACGCAACUUGGAUUUACAGAGAAUAUCGACAGCAUUCUGGCAACCAUAUUUAUAAGCAUCGUAGCCAUGCGUUGAGAUGCAGUGGACUUGAUAUGAGUCGGGAAAAAAAUUUGGUUCUCGUGGCACGUUUCGAGAUAUUUGACGAUGUUUGAUAAAAUAUACACAUAUAAUUCUUAUCAGUAACGUGCAAGCAGAUCUACGUAACAGAACCAGAGAUAAUCAAUCUCGAAUAAAAAUAGUUUAAUAUUCCAAAUAUAACGACACACACUACAUUGUUCUCAACUUAUUUGAAGUUAUAUUAUCAACCAUAUUGCAGCAGCUGAUUGAAUGGAGAUCUGUGUCGAUUCCUUGGAAUCUGCGAGAAACGCAGUUGACGGUGGUGCCAGCAGACUGGAAAUUUGCUCGGCUCUUUCGGAAGGUGGUCUAACUCCGAGCCCAGGCCUACUUAAGCAAAUAAGAAGCUUCGCCACGAUCCCGCUCUACGUCAUGAUCCGCAUUCGCGGUGGCGAUUUCGUCUACACCACCGAAGAAAUCGACGCUAUGCUUCACGAUCUGAUGAUCCUUAAGGAUCAUCACGCGAACGGAUUUGUCUUUGGCGCGUUGACUCCCGAUUGCAAAAUCGACACUGUCGCAUGUAAGAAAAUCAUUUCCGCCGCUCGUCCUUUGCCGGUGACGUUUAGCCGUGCCUUCGAUCUUACGAUCGAUCCUGUCAAAUCGUUGCAAGUCCUCGCCGAUCUCGGUUUUCAGAGGAUUCUGACAUCGGGACAGAGGAAUAGCGCUCUGGAAGGAUUAGAAUUGAUAAAAAUCUUAGUACAAAAGACGCAGGAAUUAAUAAUUAUGCCUGGAGCUGGCAUCACGAAGGAUAACAUUCGCAAAAUCAUGGAAUCUGGUGCCAAGGAGUUUCACGCAUCGGCUAAAAAACAGAAAAUGGUGAUUUAUGGUGGGAAUAGAGUGAGAUUGGGUCCUAAUGAGAAUGAUUUUAUUAAUGUGACCGACAAAGAGCUAGUAAAGGAACUGGUCGAUAUCGUCGGGAAUAUUAAAGUGAAUGAAUCGUCUUGUAAAAAAUAGCUUUAAGAAAAAUAAUCUAAUCUCAUUUAUUUUUAUAUAACAUUUUAUUUUAUUUAAAAACAGUAAAAAAAUAGGAAAAUGCAGUUGAAAAUAAAAAACAUUAUCUUAUAUUAAAAAUUAUUUAAUUAUCAUUUUUUGAUAUGAAAUUUGUGAUCUAGAAAAAAACAAAUAUAUCAUUAUAAUCCGGCCGUAAUUAUAUCUUACGUUUAUUUAUAAUAAUGACGUUAUAGCGUGAAUAUCAACAGUGUAUAUGUUACUAAACGUUUAAAAUUUUAGUUGAUUUGAAACAUUGAUUGAAAGCGAUUGCAAAAACAGAUAAGAGCAAAUAUGUAUAUUCAAAUGAAAAAAUUAUCUAAUAAGAAUUGUUACCUUUGAAUAAUAUUCUUAAACUAAUUUUGAAUAUUUUAUGUUAUAACAAUUUUUUUUAUUUAUACAUAUUUUAUAAUUAUUGUCAAAAUAAAAUCAAUAAUGCAUAACAAAAGAUUAAAAAAAAAUUGUAAUAUUUUAUUAAUUUUUCAAUUUUUUAAUAGUUAAUUUUCUCAGAAACAAAAGCUCCUGAGAAAAUUUUAUUUAAUUCUUUUAACUUACUUUUUUUAUAUAGAAUCAUUACUUUGCUGAUUGUACCAUUAGAUAAUGGGACAUUUUAUAUGUAAGGCAUUUAAACCUGAAUUGUACAAUUAUAUAAAUGAUAACGAUUAUAUCACAUCUAAUCCAAGUGAUUUUAUAAUCAUUUAAAUUUUAUAACUUUUAAUCAAUUUUUUAUAAACAAUAUCUUAAUAUUUUGUACUUAUUUAGAUGUAAAUUUAUCAUAUCAUUAAUUUAAAUUAUAUUUUAGUUGAUCAAGUAUUUAUAUGCAAAAUAGAGUCUAUAAUACUUAAAAAUAAAUUUUUAUAUUUGUUACUUCAUUAUGAUUCCAAUUGCUCUAUAUGUAUCACACAAUUUAUUUUAUAAAUCUAAGAUGCAUGUUUAUUGUGGCCGACGAGCAAUUUCUUGAAAUGAAAAAUAAUACAUUUAGUAAGAAAAAUAAUAAACCGCUGAUAAAUAUAUUAAAAGCGCACGACAUAUUUUCGCCAUUCUCUCUUUAAAUUAAUUCAACUACGUGCUAAAAAUUAAGUGCUCGUAAAUUAGUAACUCUUUUAAAUAUGGAAAAAUGUGUUGCAUCUUUAGCAAAAUAAAAUUCUUAUUUAAAUAAAUUCUUAUCACGCAAA